AUUAUUUAUUAUAAAUUAUACAAUUAAUUUAUGAUAUUAUUAAUAAUCCGAUGACUUAGGACUGACAAUGCUCAAAUUUAUACUUCUCUUUGUUUAUGCAAUAUCUUCAAUUACUGCAUCAAUUGUGGCUGCUGACCAUCAAAACAAAACAAGCUAUGGGCUGAUCUCGCCGACUAUAAUUUUGAGUAGAGCCAAGAGACAGAGAAUUUGCAGCGAUGACCAGUGGCAAUGUGGUGAUAAGACGUGUAUAGGCGUGAAUUACAAAUGCGACGGCAUCUUCGACUGCCCCGACGGCAGCGACGAGACUCAUGCACUCUGUAAAUCAAGUCGGUGUCGCAGUAAUUGGUUCCAGUGUUCAUACGGCGCAUGCGUGGACCGAGAUGCGCCCUGCAAUGGUAUCAAAGAGUGCGCGGACAACUCCGAUGAACUUCUUUCAAGAUGCAAGGAUAUUAAUGCUACGAUUAAAAGAGAAGAUGAGGGACUAUGGCAAUGUGGUGACAAGACGCAUAUCGGCGUGGAUUACAAAUGUGACGGCAUAUUCGACUGUUCGGACGGCAGCGAUGAGACCCAUGCACUCUGUAGAAAAAGUCGGUGUUCCAGUAAUUGGUUCCGGUGUACAUACGGCGCAUGCGUGGAUGGAAGUGCGCCCUGCAAUGGUAUCAAAGAUUGCGCGGACAACUCCGAUGAACUUCUUCCAAGGUGCAAGAAUAUUACCAGGACAAGCGAAGAUAUCAAGUUCAAAUGCGACAACGAGGAUAAGAUCCCGUCACAGAAAUUGUGUGACGGUACACGAGACUGCAGCGACGGCUCGGACGAGACUCUACGCGUAUGCGCCGGUACCACCUGCGCACCGCAUUUGUUCCAGUGUGCUUACGGCGCAUGCGUCGACCAAGGCUCCGACUGCAACGAGAAACAAGAUUGUGCAGACGGCUCCGAUGAAUCUCCAGAACUGUGCAAGAAAAGUGGAUUCCAACCUGUGAAUAACAACGGCCUUACACUCAGUACUGCAACAUCAGCAUACUGCCUCCUUCCAAACUACCCUGAGAAUGGCUUGUGGACGGCUCCCAACGAGAUAUUCGCAAGUCCCGGCAAGUCGUACAAACAGAUCUACCUGCAGUAUACUUGCAAUAUCGGUUAUGAGUUGAUUGGAGUUGCCGAUGUGACCUGUAUAGAUGGUCAAUUCAUACAAAAAAUUCCUACAUGUGCCCGACUCUGUCGCAUGAUCCGGCACUACAGUAUCGAUUAUUACUGCUACUCUUCAAAUGGGAUCGACAGAAGGCGACCCUGCAACGACUACGAACCCCAGGGUACCAUGGCAAGACCUAAGUGCAAGCAUAAUUACUAUUACUACUUCAACGGGGACCCACCGGUCAUUAAAUGUGGAGUGGAGGGCUGGAGUGACUCACCCAUAUGCUCACCAGAAUGCGGGCGUGUGACUCCACAUGGCGACACCCUGGCCGUAGGCGGUCAGAAGGCAAAGCUCGGCGAGCUGCCGUGGCACGCUGGCAUAUAUAGGAAGAACACCACGCCCUACAUGCAGGUCUGUGGCGGGUCCAUCGUGAGACAUAACAUUGUCAUAUCAGCGGCACAUUGCUUUUGGACUGAUAACGGCAAACAGUCCGCCAGAUUAUAUGCUGUGGGUGCCGGCAAGCUGUACCGAGCGUGGAAUGAUCCUGGUGACAAGAAUCCCCAGAUGGCUGACGUGAAGUCUAUCGAGAUCCCGGAGUCUUACCACGGCAGGACGACGAAUUACGCGCAAGAUAUCGCGGUUCUGGUGCUAAGCGUGUCAUUCACAUAUGAAUCUCACAUUGCACCCGUGUGUCUUGAUUUUGACGACACCUUUGAUAAUAGACAACUCACCAGGAGAGAUUCUAAGGGGAAGGUAGCCGGAUGGGGUCUAGUCUCUGAAGGCAAUGCGUCUCCAACUCUUCAGGUCGUGGAACUGCCCAUAAUAUCGUACGGCGAUUGCAGCUCACUAAUACCUGAAGACUUCAGAAGAUACCUCACUUAUGACAAAAUAUGCGCCGGUUAUAUAGACAAAGGCACGGCCGUGUGUCAAGGGGACAGCGGCGGAGGGCUAGUGCUGCCGGCGCCCGAGCGCUCCAUCGAGCGGUACUACCUACGCGGCGUGGUGUCCACCUCGCCCAGCACGGGGGACCACGGCUGCAACUCCAGGACGCUCUCCGCCUUCACCAGAAUACUGAGCCAUGCUGACUUCAUUAAGAGAUUCAUUUAACACUAGCUGUAUCCCACGGCGUUAAUUGCAGGAAGUACAGCUAUCGCCCGCUGAUUAUGUAAAUAUCUGUAGGAGAUUCAAUAGAAUCGAAUGAAUGAAUGAAUGGACGUAAAGCGGGAGUGCUAACUAAACUAUUAGACCCCGCUGGUUUAGUAGUUUAGAACACCGCUUUACGUGCGAUAGUCGCGGGUUCGAUUCCUCGCACGGUACAAACAUUUGUAUUAAUAAUCGUUUUUAUCGAUUUGCGUGUUUUCUAUUCAUAUUAUGAAUGUAUUUAAAAAAUAUAUAACUAUGUAUUUAUAUCAGUAAGUACCCAUAACACAAGCUCAGCUUAACUUGGGACAAAAUGGCUCUAUGUUAACUGUCCAAGGACAUUAUAUUAUUAUAUUACUAGCUACUCGCCCCGGCUUCGCCCGGGUGUACAUGUAUUAUACAUAUAAACCUUCCUCUUGAAUCACUCAUUAAAAAAAACCGCUUCGAAAGCCGUUGCGUAGUUUUAAAGAUUUAAGCAUACAUAGGGACGGACAGACAGCGACAGCGACUUUGUUUUAUACUAUGUAAUGAUAAUGAGGAACGACAAUACUGAGAUAUAGGUGCAGUACAAUCUUGUUCGCUGACAUUGUAGGUGUGUAAUAAGUGACAAAUAUUUAAAAAUCCAUUAAGAAUUUUUUGAGUUUACUUAUAAUAAAUAAAAAUAUGUAAUAAUAUAUAAGAGAGAAUAUUAUUGAGAUUAA
This is a messenger RNA of Achroia grisella, 2970 nucleotides long. RefSeq names its product modular serine protease-like. The transcript has 16 exons. Lineage: Eukaryota; Metazoa; Arthropoda; Insecta; Lepidoptera; Pyralidae. Gene Ontology annotation, molecular function: serine-type endopeptidase activity; protein binding. Gene Ontology annotation, biological process: proteolysis. The record is from RefSeq and is a predicted model, not a curated record. The coding region runs from base 68 to 2236 and encodes 722 amino acids.